Prorocentrum cordatum is the source of this 792-nucleotide messenger RNA. The record is from the annotation of a GenBank genome assembly. Lineage: Eukaryota; Dinophyceae; Prorocentrales; Prorocentraceae.
AUGUACGACGGCUGGAGCAAAAUUAUCACACCACCACCACGGAGUCCAGCACCCUCGACGGCAGGACCUUCAGUCAGCCACGUGGGAGCAGGAGUCCGAGCGACCACCGCGAUAGACGAGCACGCGACAGAGCGGGGAAGUGGCUUCAUCUUCGCAGUUGCGAAGGACUGGAAGCCAAAGGUGCCGGAGAGAAGGAUCUACAGCAUGAUGGGGAACGGCGCGCGGCGUUCGUUCUGGAUGCUGACGGGCAACUGCGCACAUGAGCACGCGCGCGGCAUCAGGGGCUUCCCGAACGUGGAGCUCAGACCAGGACGCAACCCCAACCUGGCGGUCGCAGACGGCGCGCCGCUGGGGUACUACGCAUCGAAGACGAUGACACUCUACAUAGCAGGCGACAGUAUGGAGUUCCAGGUCACUGACGUGAAGCAGCUCACCAGGAGCGCGGGCAAGUUCUGCAGCAGGGCGGAGAAUAGCGUGGCGCGGCACGACGGCAAAGGAGGGCUGCCGAGGCGCGAGACGGCAGGAUUGGUCAAGCUUAAGACUAUCAACCACUACGCAUUAGAGCGCUGGACCAAUAUGUUCGACGACAUGGAGGAGCAGUCGCAGCAGCGCGACCAGGUGAAGAGGGCGAAGACGGAGGCGCAGUCCAGCGAGCAUCGGCAGGAGGGCCUUGAGUUCGACCGCCAGGAGAGCGGCAGCAACCACGGGUCGUAUCUCGAGGAGCUGCAGAUGCACUGGCGGAUGCGCCGCCAGAAGGGCCAGUGGCAGUUGCCGACGAUCGCGAGACGGUAG